GGUUCAAACUUAGGUGUUUUGAACCCUAAGAGUCCAAAACACCUCCCUUCUGUUUUUUUUUUCACGUUUGAAGAGCGUUUUAGAAAUCGCCAUUUCUAUUUUACGAAUAAUGCCGGCCGCGGGAUCAUCCCCGCGAUCCGCGUUUCCUGGGUCGCGUUUAGUCCCGAAUUACUCUGUUGCCCCUUCCCGGAUUCGACAUUGCUUCUUCCAUCUUCCUUCUUUCGUGAUUCGGGACUAAAGGAAGCUCGCAGUGUCGCUCCCUGCAUCUUCGACGUUCUUUCUGCUUCGUCCUUCUUCCUUCUUCGGCACUCCUUCUUCGUUCGCGAUUCGCGCAUUGGACAUUGCUUCUUCCUUCUUCCUUCUUCGACACUGCUUCUUCUACUUCUUCUCUUCCAGAUUAGUAGGCCGUUUAUAGGCACUUUCCCUGUCCCUCUUGGCGAUCAGCUUGGAUGGCCCUUCUCUUUAAGGGCAACCGGUGCUUUAACAGUGGAUCAAAUGGUGGUAUGUUACCGCAGCAGUUGGAGUGUGCCGUUGAAAUGGAUGCUUUUUAUCACUUUGCAGUUUGGGUGUGCCGUUGAAAUGGAUGCUGGUAUGUAUGGGGUAGAUUCUUCAAGUUUACUUUGCUUUCUGCUGUUGGCUCUUAGGCAUUUGUUGUUCUGCACCAUCUGAGGCUUGACUUUUUAAUUCCCUCAUUUCUUGCAUCGAUUUUGCAGUACCUGCUAGAAGUUUGAGGAUUAUUGUAGUUGAAAUGAUGGAGGGAUUCUGAUUGUUUUGGAUCAAGAUAAGGCCUUCCAUGAGGCAUAUUAGUGUGUUAAGGUGUAUUUCACUUUUGUUUAAGUAACUGUGCUUCUGUGAUGUCAUUUGAAAUAUUUAAUUGAUAUAAAUAUUUGUUAUUUUUCAUGUUCUUCAAUCUUCACUUUUA
Phalaenopsis equestris is the source of this 922-nucleotide messenger RNA. RefSeq lists its product as uncharacterized. NCBI's taxonomy places the organism in Eukaryota, Viridiplantae, Streptophyta, Magnoliopsida, Asparagales, Orchidaceae. The record is from RefSeq and is a predicted model, not a curated record. The transcript has 3 exons. The annotation marks the transcript as partial.